Molecule: messenger RNA, 1196 nt
Organism: Drosophila pseudoobscura
Lineage: Eukaryota; Metazoa; Arthropoda; Insecta; Diptera; Drosophilidae
Product: BTB/POZ domain-containing protein 9-like
Exons: 2
Coding region: 478-954 (158 amino acids)
Biological process (GO): circadian behavior; adult locomotory behavior; modulation of chemical synaptic transmission
Cellular component (GO): cytoplasm
Molecular function (GO): protein binding
Source: RefSeq, a predicted model, not a curated record
AAAUUGCAACAGUCGAUAAUGUCUGCUACCAACUCUCAAUGCAUGCUUUUCCCCACAAGGCUAUCUGUGUUUUUGCAACUAUUCGGUUCGCAAAGUCCAAUGAUAUACAGCCGUAAUGCAUUUCAGUUCCCACUUGUCACAAUUUUAAAUAAACCGCGCUUGGACCCAUCGCUCACUGCAAUCGAUAGGGAUGGGGUUUUGGAUGGAGAAUAUUAAAUAUUACAUAAAUGUUGUUAAUAUCCGAAAGAGUAUAAAUGCAACAGCAAAAAAUAUUACGGAAUGUAUACUCGGAAUAAUAAGUGAUUAAAACAGAAUAAAUAGGCAUGCACAUAAAAUCGCCUUUUAUUCAAUGUAUCGAUACGAACUAUCGAUAUAUUUUGUCACAGCCGACUUUCCAUUGAAGAGUGCCACGAGAAAUUGUGCUUAAAGCUAACGAUUUGCUAAAGAAAACGAAAAAAAAUAAAUCCAGGAACGAAAAUGAACAGCCAGGCAAGCCACGGAUCCUCAACGUCUUCCAGCGCCGCUAAGAGACGCCACAGCGCCGGGCACGAGCCGGUGCACGAGUUUGGCGAACAAGUCUGGGCUGACCUGAACAGCCUGUGCAUGGACGAGCACUUCUCGGACGUGUCUUUCAUUGUGGAGGAUCAGCGCCUGCCGGCGCACCGCAUUAUUCUAGGAAAGCGCAGUAAUUACUUCCGCGACCUACUCUGCGGUGACACGGCCGAGUGCGAGGGACAGAUCGGAGUGGAUUCGCUGGAGGCAUUCAAAAUAGUCCUGGGCUACCUUUACUCGGGCACUCUGCCCAUAUCCACACUGGACCAGGAAUGCCAUCAUCCAAGUUCUCGGCCUGGCCAAUCGGUUUGGUUUGCUGGAAGUCGAGUCGGAAAUAGCCAAACCCCUGGAGGAGAAUCUGGCCGUCAGCAACGUUUUCACAAUCCUGAAUCAUAUUCCUGACCUUGAAAUGCCUCGAUUUCGUGGACAAACAGCACUUACUGCUGGAACACGACUCCUUCCAAAUGCUUUCCAAGUCUUCGCUUGAAGAAGUCCUGCGACGGGACACUUUCUGUGCCAGCGAGCGGGACAUAUUUCUAGCGGUAAGGAAAUGGUGUCGCAACAAGCCGCGCGCGUUCUUCAAGUCGGUGGUCUCGCUUGUGCGCCUCUCUCUGAUGACUGCCGAUGAUCUCCGUCACUCCAGC